ACACACCUUAUGCAAAUGACACAAUUUUCAGACGGCACAGCAGGCUUUGUUUACACAGCUAUCCGACUGCAGCCGGUUAGCCUGCUCUGCUGCGCUCUGCUCCAGCAAAUGCGUGUUCAGAGUUUGGAGGGAAGGAAUAGUCAGUUGUGAACUUCAAGGGAGUGCUACCAAAAGUUUUUACUUUGCACAGGGGCCACAAGUGCGGUGAAAUUCUUCACAAGAGGAGGUGAAACAAGAGAACAAAUGAUUCUUUGAAAAAAAAAAAAAAAACUCCACCGUUGCACUGCUGUAUUUUAAUUGGACAAGGUGGGACAUACACUGGAAGAAGAAAAAAACAGGCGGCAACAUUUUUAAGCUAGUGUUGUGCUUUACUGAGGCACAGCAUUGAGGGAAUCUAAAAGAGGAUAUACAAAACUUUUUUCUUCUGGAGAACCAUCUCAAGGAUUUGAUACAGUUUUAGUGGGAAAGGUUGCCUCCGCUGUGCUAUGCAGGAGAACUCCCAUUCACUCUGUAUCUGAGAGGAAUAUUUAGGCAAGAGAUCCAAAAAAAAAAAAAAGGCCAUGGAGUUGGGCCGCAGGGACAGAGAGCCCUGCUUGUCCCCUGCAGCAUUUGUUAAUCAGGUGCAAUACUCUAACAUUCUGGAGGGAAGGUUUAAACAACUGCAAGAUGAGCGUGAAGCAGUACAGAAGAAGACCUUCACCAAAUGGGUUAACUCUCAUUUAGGCCGAGUGACCUGCCGCAUUGGUGACUUGUACACCGACCUACGCGAUGGCCGCAUGCUCAUCCGCCUUCUGGAAGUGCUCUCAGGAGAACAGCUGCCAAAGCCCACUAAGGGCCGCAUGCGUAUCCACUGCCUGGAAAAUGUUGAUAAAGCCCUGCAGUUUCUCAAGGAGCAAAAGGUCCAUCUAGAAAACAUGGGCUCACAUGACAUUGUGGAUGGGAAUCACCGUCUUACCCUGGGUCUCAUCUGGACCAUCAUCCUUCGCUUCCAGAUCCAGGACAUCAGUGUGGAGACGGCGGACAACAAGGAGAAGAAAUCAGCCAAAGAUGCCCUACUGCUUUGGUGCCAAAUGAAAACUGCUGGAUACCCCAAUGUCAACAUCCACAACUUCACUACCAGCUGGAGAGAUGGUCUCGCGUUCAGUGCCAUCGUGCACAAACACAGACCUGACGUGAUUGAGUUUGACAACCUGAAGAGGUCCAAUGCUCACUACAAUCUCCAGAAUGCUUUCAAUGUGGCUGAGAAGGAACUGGGGCUUACCAAGCUGCUGGACCCAGAAGAUGUUAAUGUUGAUCAGCCUGAUGAAAAGUCCAUCAUUACCUAUGUGGCGACCUACUACCAUUACUUCUCCAAGAUGAAAGCUCUGGCAGUGGAGGGCAAACGAAUUGGCAAGGUACUGGACUAUGCUAUUGAGGCUGAUGAGCUGAUAGAGAAGUAUGAGACUCUCGCCUCAGAGCUGCUGCAGUGGAUUGAGCAGACCAUAGGGACGCUCAAUGACCGGCAGCUAGCUAACUCACUGAAUGCUGUGCAGAACCAGCUCCAGGCUUUCAACUCAUACCGGACUGUGGAGAAACCCCCUAAAUUUACAGAGAAAGGAAACUUGGAAGUUCUUCUCUUUACUAUCCAGAGCAAGAUGAGGGCAAACAAUCAGAAAGUCUACAUGCCAAGAGAGGGCAAACUCAUCUCAGACAUCAAUAAGGCAUGGGAGCGACUGGAAAAGGCAGAGCAUGAACGAGAGCUGGCACUGAGAAAUGAGUUGAUUCGCCAGGAGAAGCUGGAGAUGCUCGCGGCCCGUUUUGACCGCAAAGCAGCUAUGCGGGAGACGUGGCUAAGUGAGAACCAGAGGCUGGUGUCUCAGGACAACUUUGGAACUGACUUGGGAGCCGUGGAAGCUGCCACCCGUAAACACGAAGCAAUUGAGACAGACAUUGGGGCAUAUUGGGAGCGUGUGGCUGCUGUGGAGGCUGUUGCCAAAGAGCUGGAAGCAGAGAGGUACCAUGAUGUGCGGCGUGUAAUUGCGCGAAGGGAUAAUGUGCUUCGACUCUGGGAAUACCUGAAAGAGCUUCUGGCUGCACGCAGAGAGCGGCUGAACGCCCAUCGUGACCUACAGAGACUCUUUGAGGAGAUGCGCUACAUCAUGGACUGGAUGGCAGAGAUGAAGGGCCGUCUGCAGUCCCAGGACAGUGGCAAACAUUUGCAUGAUGUGUUAGACCUACUACAGAAACACACUCUGGUAGAGGCUGACAUUUCAGCUCAGGCAGAGAGGAUCAAGGCAGUGCAGGGAGCCGCACAGCGCUUCACUUCCUAUGAACAGGCCUACAAACCAUGUGAGCCGGGACUAGUAAGUGAGAAGGUUGACCUGCUUGGUCAAGCCUAUGAGGAGCUUGGUCAGCUUGCUGGAAAACGCAGAUUGCGCCUCGAGGACUCGCACCACCUGUGGCAGUUUCUGUGGGAUGUGGGAGAGGAGGCAGCCUGGAUCAGGGAGCAGGAGCAGAUCCUGGCCAGUGGAGACUGUGGACGUGACCUCACUUCUGCCCUUCACCUUCUUAGCAAACAUGAAGCCUUCAGGGAUGAGAUGGCAGCCCGUUAUGGCCCCCUGAGUAACAGCAUUGCUGCUGGAGAAGCUUUGGUUCAGGAGGGUCACUUUGGAGCCCCAGAGGUCACCGAGAGGAUUGAAGAUAUCCGUGCACAGUGGACACAUCUGGAGGAGACAACUAAGCUCAGAGAGCAGAGCCUUAAGGAAGCGGUGGCCCUGCACCAGUUUCAAACGGAUGCCAAUGACAUGGAGGCAUGGAUCAUGGAGACACUUAGACAGGUGUCCAGUCAGGAGGUGGGCCACGAUGAGUUCUCCACCCAAACACUCGCUCGCAAGCAGAGGGAGAUAGAAGAGGAGAUCCAGAGUCACCGCCCCGGCAUCGACUCACUGCAUGAGCAGGUCCAAGCACUGCCACAGGCCUACAUACAUUUCCCUGAGGUGGACGGUCGCUUACCUGCUAUUGAGCAGCGCUUUGAAGAACUGGAGUCUCUGUCAGCAGCUCGGCGCCAGGCUCUGGAAGGUGCCCUGGCCCUCUACCGCAUGUUCAGUGAAGCUGGUGCCUGCCAGCUCUGGGUGGAGGAAAAGGAGCAGUGGUUACAUGGCAUGGAGAUCCCUACCAAACUGGAGGACUUAGAGGUGGUGCAGCAGAGAUUCGAGACACUGGAACCUGAGAUGAACAACCUAGGCAUUCGUGUCAACGAUGUGAACCAGGUCGCAGAGCAGCUGCUGAGCUCCGACAACUGUAGCAAAGCCCAAAUCCACCAGACACGAGACCAACUGCACAACAGAUGGAAGGAGUUUGAACAACUGGCUGGCCAAAAGAAAGUAGCUCUAGAGUCGGCCCUUAACAUCCAGAACUACCACUUGGAGUGUAAUGAGAUCCAAACUUGGAUGAAGGAAAAGACCAAAGUGAUUGAAUCCACCCAGAGCCUGGGCAAUGACCUGGCUGGAGUGAUGGCACUGCAACGCAAACUCACUGGCAUGGAGAGGGACCUGGAGGCCAUUCAGGGCAAACUGGAUGACCUGAGAAACGAGGCUGAAAAGCUGGCCACGGAACAUCCAGAUCAGGCUGGAGAGAUCCAAGGACACCUGGCAGGGAUUCAAGAGGUGUGGGAGGAGUUGAAUGCCACCAUGAAGCGGCGUGAGGAGUCAUUGGGCGAAGCCAGCAAGCUGCAGGGCUUCCUUAGGGAUCUGGAUGACUUCCAGUCCUGGCUGUCCCGCACCCAGACAGCCGUGGCCUCGGAGGACAUUCCCACCUCUCUGCCAGAGGCUGAGAGUUUGCUAGCCCAACAUGAGAGUAUCAAGAAUGAGGUGGAUAACUAUAAGGAGGACUACGAGAAGAUGCGGGCGGUUGGUGAGGAGGUGACCCAAGGUCAGACCGAUGCCCAGCACAUGUUCUUGGCCCAAAGGCUCCAGGCACUUGACACUGGCUGGCAUGAGUUGCGUCGCAUGUGGGAGAACCGCCACAGUCUUUUGGCCCAAGCCUUUGACUACCAGACUUUCUUGAGAGACGCAAAGCAGGCAGAGGCUUUCCUCAACAGCCAGGAGUAUGUGCUGUCCCACACGGAGAUGCCCACCAGUCUUCAGGGAGCAGAGGAGGCCAUUAAAAAGCAUGAGGAUUUUCUCACCACCACAGAGGCCAGUGAGGAGAAGAUUACUGGUGUGGUUGAGGCUGGACGGCGCCUCAUUAAUGACUGUAAUGCAAACUCUGAUAAGAUCCAGGAAAAAGUUGAUUCCAUCCAGGAAAGGCAUGUUAAGAAUAAGGAGGCUGCAAAUGAAUUGCUGACAAAGCUUAAGGAUAACCGUGAACUGCAGCACUUCCUCCAAGAUGGGCAGGAGCUCACAUUGUGGAUCAAUGAAAAGAUGCUGACAGCACAGGACAUGUCUUAUGAUGAGGCCAGAAAUCUUCACAGCAAGUGGCAGAAACAUCAGGCCUUCAUGGCAGAGCUGGCCUCCAACAAAGACUGGCUAGACAAAAUUGAUAAGGAGGGUCAGGCACUGGUGGCCGAGAAGCCGGAGCUGAAACCUGUUGUUCAGCAGACUCUGGAGGACCUACAGCGUCAGUGGGAGGAGCUGGAGGGCACGACCCGCACCAAGGCCCAGUGCUUGUUUGAUGCAAACCGGGCAGAGCUCUUUACACAGAGCUGCUCUGCUCUCGAUGUCUGGCUGAAAAACCUUGAGGGUCAGCUGUAUAGCGAUGAUUAUGGCAAAGAUUUAACUAGUGUCAACAUCCUGCUCAAAAAGCACCAGAUGCUUGAGCACCAGAUGGAGGUCCGAGAGAAGGAGGUGCAGUCCCUCCAGUCUCAGGCUCUGGCCCUGUCCCAGGAGGACGCUGGACUCGCUGAGGUAGAUGGUCAGCAAAGGCGAGUCACUGAUAACUUCUCCAACCUUCAGGAUCCUCUCGAACUGAGGAGACAGCGACUACUCGCCUCUAAAGAAGCACAUCAAUUCAACAGAGAUCUGGAGGAUGAAAUUCUAUGGGUGAAAGAGCGGAUGCCCCUGGCGGACUCCACAGACCAUGGAAAAGACCUGCCCACCGUACAGCUGCUAAUCAAGAAGAACCAGACAUUGCAGAAGGAGAUCCAGGGCCACCAGCCACGCAUCGAUGACAUCCAUAGACGAGGCAAGACUCAGAGCCAGGUAGAUGGUGAGAGACAGUCCGUCCUAGAGGAGCGCCUUGUUGAGCUGCAGGACCUCUGGGACCAGCUGAUAGCCGAGACAGACAAGCGCCAUGCCCGCCUAAUAGAGGCCAAUCGCGCCCAGCAGUUCUAUACUGACGCAGCGGAGGCGGAGGCGUGGAUGGGAGAACAAGAGUUACACAUGAUGUCAGAGGAAAAAGCCAAGGAUGAGCAAAGUGCACUAGUGAUGGUCAAGAAGCACCAGACCCUGGAACAGGCACUUGAAGACUACGCCCAAACCAUUCACCAACUCGCCAACAGCAGCCGUCUCAUGGUCACCAGUGAACACCCAGAGAGCGAGAGAAUCACCUUACGGCAAGCUCAAGUUGACAAACUGUAUGCAGGGUUGAAAGACCUCGCUGAGGAGCGUCGUGGGCGGCUUCAGGAGAGACUGCGGCUGACCCAGCUGAAGCGGGAGGUGGAUGACCUGGAACAGUGGAUUGCUGAGAGAGAGGUGGUUGCUGGCUCCCAUGAACUAGGACAGGACUAUGAACAUGUCACAAUGCUGAGAGACAAGUUCCGGGAGUUUGCUCGUGACACCAGCACCAUCGGCCAAGAGCGUGUAGAUGGUGUUAAUGGGCUGGCAGAUGACCUGAUUGAGUCAGGUCAUCCUGAGAACGCCAGUGUGGCUGAGUGGAAGGACGGGUUAAACGAGGCUUGGGCUGAUCUGCUGGAGCUGAUCGACACGCGCACACAAAUGUUAGCAGCCUCCUAUGAGUUGCACCGCUUCCAUCAGGAUGCCAUGGAGGUGCUUGGACGUGUUAAGGAGAAGAGGGAGGGGCUGCCUUCUGACCUUGGCCGUGAUCUUAACACUGUUCAGCAUCUACACAGACAGCACAACACUUUUGAAAAUGACAUCCAGGCCCUUAGUGGACAGGUGAACCAGGUGCAAGAUGACGCAGCGCGGCUGCAGAAGGCUUAUGCUGGGGAGAAAGCGGAUGACAUUAACAGGAGUGAACAUGCUGUGACUUCUGCCUGGGAGGGCUUGAUUGAGGCCGGUCAGGCCCGCAGGCUCCUCCUGCUGGACACUGUGGAGAAGUUCCGCUUCUUCAACAUGGUGCGGGACCUCAUGCUCUGGAUGGACGGUGUCAACCUGCAGAUAGAUGCACAUGACAGCCCCAGGGAUGUGUCUUCUGCAGGGCUGGUCAUUGCCAAUCAUCAGGACAUCAAGUCAGAGAUUGAGACCAGAGCAGACAGCUUUACUGCCUGUAUUGAGAUGGGAAAUACUCUUAUCAACAAUAAUCACUAUGCAGCUGAUGAGGUCCGGGAGAAACUGGCUCAACUCCAGGAAAAGAGAGAGAAAAUCAAUAAAAAGUGGCAAGACAAGAUGGACCAUUUACAAAUUGUGCUGGAGGUGUUGCAGUUUGGACGCGAUGCCUAUGUGGCAGAGUCUUGGUUGGCAGGGCAAGAACCUCUGGUGCGAGCAGCAGAGCUGGGCUCAAAUGUGGAUGAGGUAGAGAGCCUAAUUAAGCGCCAUGAGGCCUUUGAGAAACUUGCUGCAGCCUGGGAAGACCGCUUUGUGCUGCUGGAGAAACUCACUACACUUGAGGAGCAUGAGCUGCAAAGGAGGAGAGAGGAAGAAGAGAGAGCACGGCGACCCCCUACACCACCCCCAGCAGAAGUAGCACAAUCUGAAGCAGAAAGUCAUGCACAUGAUUCUGCAGCCAGAACCAGUCUGGACCAGACCACACUCAAUCAGUCGGUGUCAGUGAAUGGAGUUCACAGCGACAACGACACAUCACAGCAGUUAUUGUCGCUAUCGUUGUCAGUGGGAAAGAAAUCAGAGCCUAAACGUGUGUGUAAGCCAAAGCAGCCGGAGCGUGGCUCAGAGACUGAGUCUGUGAACGGACCAGGUAGAGACAGCGGGCUGGCAUCCUCUCGCCUGGAUCCUUCUGCCACGUUACCGAGCAGGGGUGGAGCGGAGUCUGAGCCAGAUACCAUGGAGGGGAUGCUCUGUCGAAAACAGGAGAUGGAGUCGCACAACAAAAAGUCAGCUAGCAGGUCCUGGCAGAACGUGUAUUGUGUCCUAAGAAAAGGAAGUCUCGGUUUCUAUAAAGACGGCAAGAGCGCUAGCAACGGCAUUCCUUACCACGGAGAGGUACCCAUCAGCCUCGGAGAGGCUGUUUGUGAGGUUGCGAACGACUAUAAGAAGAGGAAAUUUGUAUUCAAGCUCAGGCUAGGGGAUGGAAAAGAGUAUCUGUUCCAAGCAAAGGAUGAGGCGGAGAUGAGCUCCUGGAUCCGUUCCAUCAUCAGCUCCAUUCCAACAGGAUCAGGGGACUCGCCCGUAGGUCCUAGGGCCCUCAGCCGUGCCAUGACGAUGCCUCCCAUCUCCCCCAGCUCAGGUGAUGCUGGAGGUGUAACAAUGCGCAACAAAGAUGGGAAAGAGAAGGAUCGUGAGAAGAGGUUUAGCUUCUUUGGCAAGAAAAAAUAGAACAAUUGUAAAAUUGAUGAAAACUACUAUUUGUCAAAAUUUCAACAACCUGAAGCAGGCUGAAAGCAAAGUACAAACAGGUCACACAAACACACUGCUCUCAGUGCAGGCCCCAAGGCAUUUGUGGACAGCUACUGUAUGUGGCUAACAGAACUUUUUUUCUUUUUUAUCUGAUUCUCUCCCUCGCCAGUUUUAUCUGUCAUUUGCUUUUCACCCAAUUCAUAUUUCACAUUUAGCUGCACCCAACAAUGAAAGCCCUCAUCCAAUUUCAGCCAACUGGCUGAGCUUAUUCAUCACUAAAAGGUAUGGUUGGCAUUAACAGGGAUUCAGACCCAGUUCAGUUCCAAGCCACCAAAACGGCCGUCCCUCAGCAUGAAUAUUUUCUCUUCAGUAAGUCUUGACUAGCUGAGCCGUUUUGAUGCCGUGCCACAAAUAAAACCAUGGAUGGUGGCUUUCCACUGUUGUGCACAUUACUUUUAUCACCCCACUUUAAAGCGCUCUCUCUUUGGGAAGGAUCACAUCAGUCUCUUUUUCUGUUCUUGGUAUUGAUGUUAUUAACCUGACCGAUAUUAUUGCUAUUAUUAUUUAUCUUUUGCUAUCGCUGGUUUGAGAAAACAAACUAAUUAAUUUGCCAGUAGAUGAUCUUGAUUCAUGUUGUGGAGAGAAACAAAUUUGGUUAAACUAGUGGAGAAUGUUGGGCUUGCCCUUGUAUGUAUUAUUUUGUUUUUUUUAGGAAUGACAGUUGUUGAGGUGUUUUUGAGAAAAAAAAUAAAGCUCAUUCAAUUUUA
This is a messenger RNA of Perca fluviatilis (European perch), 8434 nucleotides long. It is a transcript of the gene sptbn2, whose product is annotated as spectrin beta chain, non-erythrocytic 1. Gene Ontology annotation, biological process: actin cytoskeleton organization. The record is from RefSeq and is a predicted model, not a curated record. Gene Ontology annotation, molecular function: structural constituent of cytoskeleton; phospholipid binding; actin filament binding. The transcript is spliced from 39 exons. NCBI's taxonomy places the organism in Eukaryota, Metazoa, Chordata, Actinopteri, Perciformes, Percidae. Bases 561 to 7646 code for a protein of 2361 amino acids. Gene Ontology annotation, cellular component: cell junction; plasma membrane; cell projection.